AUGGAUUCUCAGAACUCAUUUACGCCCUCUGAAGGGUUUGUUCACCUUCUAAGUAGUCAGUUAAACCCUGAAUCGUACUCUCCGUGCAUAGACUUAGGAUCAUCAUACAUUUUGUUUAGCACACAAGGAUCUGAUGGUCCUUCUGAUAUUGCAUUGAAGAGAAAACUCUGGAGUCCGAAGGAAGACUUGCUCCUGAUUAGUUCUUGGCUCAACACCAGCAAGGAUCCCAUAGUGGGCAAUGAACAAAAAGCCGGUGCAUUCUGGAAGAGGAUCCAGAUCUAUUACAACGGAUGCGAGGAGCUUGGAGAUCUGCCAAGAAGAGAAUGGUCGCAGUGCAAGCAACGAUGGGGAAGGCUUAAUGACCACGUAUGUAAAUUUGUGGGUUCAUACGCAGCUGCACAGAAAGAAAAAAAUAGCGGUCAGAAUGAAAACGAUGUGAUGAAGCUUGCACAUGAAAUUUUUUUCAACGACUACGGCAUUAAGUUUGCCCUCGAACACGCAUGGAGAGAGCUGAGGUUCGACCAGAAAUGGUGCACGACCAGCUCACAAAAGGAUGGCGCAACAGUCAAAAAGAGAAAAGUAGAAGACUCGGCACAGUCAUCAUCGUCGAUGCCUGGAAGCGUGAAUGAAAGUGAAGUUGAGGCUCGCCCUCCUGGUGUCAAGGCUUCGAAGGCCAAUGCGAAGAAAGCAGGCGGUGUUAAGGGUGAAAACAAGGAUAUGAAAGAGUUUUCUUCCAUGUGGGAUAUGAAACAUAAGGACCUUGAAAUGAAAGACAAGAUUAGGGACAAGAGGAUUCUUGAGAGCCUCUUAGCUAAGCAUGGACCGCUAACUGAGAUUGAAAUCUCAUUGAAAAACAAGUUGAUCAGUUCUGUGUAUGGUCUUUAG
Molecule: messenger RNA, 885 nt
Organism: Eutrema salsugineum
Lineage: Eukaryota; Viridiplantae; Streptophyta; Magnoliopsida; Brassicales; Brassicaceae
Product: glutathione S-transferase T3-like
Exons: 1
Coding region: 1-885 (294 amino acids)
Source: RefSeq, a predicted model, not a curated record